GGAAAGUUGGAUAUCGGUGGUUCUUUCUCUUUUCUGAAAAUCUUCGACCUCCUACUAACCACCAGGACCUCGACCAAGCCGCCAAGAUGGGUGCCCUCAAGUACGUCGAAGAGCUUCAGAAGAAGAAGCAGUCGGAUGUCGUUGCCUUCCUCCUCCGAGUUCGCUGCUGGGAACUCCGUCAAUUGAACGUCAUCCACCGCGCCUCUCGCCCCUCCCGUCUGGACAAGGCUCGCCGUCUCGGAUACAAGGCCAAGCAGGGCUAUGUUAUCUACCGUGUCCGUGUCCGCCGUGGUGGCCGCAAGCGCCCUGCUCCUAAGGGUGCCACCUAUGGCAAGCCCACCAACCAGGGUAUCAACCAGCUGAAGUACCAGCGAUCCCUCAAGGCUACCGCUGAGGAGCGUGUCGGCCGCCGCUGCGCUAACCUCCGAGUCCUCAACUCCUACUGGAUCAACCAGGACUCUACCUACAAGUACUACGAGGUCAUCCUCGUCGACCCUCAGCACAAGGCCAUCCGCAUCGACCCCCGCAUCAACUGGAUCGUCAACCCCGUCCACAAGCACCGCGAGUCUCGUGGUCUCACCGCCACCGGCAAGAAGUCCCGUGGUCUCAACAAGGGCCACCGCUACAACAAGACCCAGGCUGGCCGCAGAAAGACCUGGAAGCGCCACAACACCCUGUCCCUGUGGCGAUACCGAUAAACAGCUCGCCCCCUGCUUCGGGAGGAGCUGGCUUUGUUAUUCGCAACGCGGCUGUUCGGUUGUACAUGCGAUUUGGGAGGGUCUGGUUUUGGCACUGCAUGCUUGGACUCUGGGGAGUCGGGAACCUUAUUUGGUAGCACAAAAAAUGGAAUCAAAAGCAAUUCCAAUUUCAUGAUCAAGAUUAAGAAUAUGGUUUCCCGAA
Molecule: messenger RNA, 900 nt
Organism: Fusarium oxysporum Fo47
Lineage: Eukaryota; Fungi; Ascomycota; Sordariomycetes; Hypocreales; Nectriaceae
Product: 60S ribosomal protein eL15
Exons: 4
Coding region: 87-698 (203 amino acids)
Biological process (GO): cytoplasmic translation
Cellular component (GO): cytosolic large ribosomal subunit; ribosome
Molecular function (GO): RNA binding; structural constituent of ribosome
Source: RefSeq, a predicted model, not a curated record